This is a messenger RNA of Tarenaya hassleriana, 1743 nucleotides long. RefSeq lists its product as uncharacterized. The record is from RefSeq and is a predicted model, not a curated record. Bases 1 to 1743 code for a protein of 580 amino acids. NCBI's taxonomy places the organism in Eukaryota, Viridiplantae, Streptophyta, Magnoliopsida, Brassicales, Cleomaceae. The transcript is spliced from 3 exons.
AUGCAGCGGUUCUUCUCCGCUAGCAAGAUCCAACUCGCAAAACAACGAAUCAACUCAUUUUUGCAUGAACCUGACGAAUCCUUGCGUGAAGCUUGGGAUCGUUUUCAAGGAUAUCAGAGAACAUGUCCUCACCAUGGAAGGGAUAAAAGGUACCUUAUUUCCACUUUCUUGCAGGGAUUAAAGGAGGAUACUCGGAUUCUUAUUCGAGUAGCAUGUAGAGGAAGCCUCAACGAAAAGUCAUUCGACUUCAUAGAGCAACAGAUCAACAAGAUGGCCAACGAGUGUGCUCCUUCUCACGAGUUUAUCAGAAACGUUAGCCUCAAAGACAGUCGUGCAGGUAAGGAAAGUCUAUCUGAAAUUCAGGCAUUACGUGCAGAAUUGGCAAAACUUAAAAUGCAGGUUGAGAAUGUCCAUCAGAUCUCAGACUUAGACACAUCAGCCAACGGGUACAUGAUCUACUACGUCUACUACGUAGAUAACAACCUGUACUCGAACGUGUACAAUCCAGGAUGGAAGAAUCAUCCAAACUUCUCGUUCAAGAAUUCUUCCAACGUCUUGAAUACUCCCCAUGGAAAUUUCGGUGGUUCGGCUAAUCAGGAUCUUUCUCAAGGACAUCAACCUCGACCUCGAGUAGAUUCUGCCCUCGAUCUUAAAUCUAUGUUUGCACAGCUUCUGCAGGGUCAAGAAAUAAUUCGCAUUGAGAUGCGUGAACAUCAACAAGAGACCGACACUCACUUGAAGCUUGUCGAUAACCAGAUAGCUCAACUCGUGACCUCUAUACCUUCGCGAUCUCAAGGAUCACUUUCCGAUACUCCAAUUAAGAUGUCAUGUGAAGAAGAACCAAAGUAUGUACCCCCACCUUCCAGACCUCCUCCGGUUCCAUUCCCUUCACGACUUGUGCAACACAAAAAGGCUAGCCAAUUUAAGCGCUUCACGGACAUGAUAAAGAAAUUGGAGUUCACAAUGCCUUUUCAUGAGGUAAUCACUCAAGUGCCCUCUUAUGCCAAAUUUCUCAAGGAUAUUCUGUCUAGGAAGAAGACAGUGGAGAGAAAGAUAGUAUCAUUAACCAAAGAGUGCAGUGCCAUUUUUCAGCACGGAGCAAGCGUAAGUCUAAUGCCACUGUCGAUCUUCAAGCAACUAGAUGUAGGUGAACUAAAACCCACACAAAUGAUAUUACAGUUGGCAGAUAGGUCGACCAAACAGCCUGCAGGUAUACUAGAGGAUAUGCCACUUAAGGUGGGUGACUAUUACAUACCUGUCGAUUUUAUGGUUCUUGAUAUAGAUGUAGAUUCAAGUAUGCCUAUCAUUUUGGGGCGUCUCUUCCUCAACACAGCAGAUAUCGUCAUACACGUCAGAGCUGAUCAUCUUACUAUGUCCAUUGGAGAUGAGACAAUAGAAUUCAUGCUCAAUCAAAAUGACAAUCCAGACGAAAGUGUGAAAUCUAUUUGUUUAGUUUACAAGCUCAAAACGCCCAAGAACCAGGACCAUAGACACAAGGUUAAGAGAGGACCAGAUCCAAAUAGGAUGAAAGGUAAGAAAGAAGCUAACAUGGUUGAGCAGGUCACUAACUCUUCAGACCAUCGUGAGAACUGGCUCGAAUCUCAUGCAUCACCACCAGAUUUUUCUCUACUAGGUACGCCUCGUUUCUCAAACUCAUUUUGUUGUAGAGAUGCUCUUAAACUUUAUGAUCCAGGUUGGCAGAAGAUCGAUAAUCUUCGCCUGUUAGACCCAUCCGAUAGUUGA